UUUCUUCUCCUCGUUCGCUACAAACGCGAACAAUUUCCUAAAAAUCUGAAAAUUUAUUGCUUCGAGUAUGCUAAUCUAGCUCAAUUGCGGCGCGGCGAGUGUUGUGUAGUGGUGGAAAAGGUGUGCAAACUUCAGCCCGAUUAAGACUACGCGGCCGCGGACCGGGACCAUUCGAGUGCAGAUACAAUUGCUCGCCGCAAAAGAGUUAAAAUGUCUCCCUCGGAAACCUCGGCGUGUGAGGGUGAGUUUGCAGAUUUGAAAGCCUUCGAGAGGAGACUGACGGAAGUGAUCGCCUGCCUUCAGCCCCCGACGCUUCGGUGGAGGUUACUUUUAGGCGUAACAUCGCUAGUGACCUUCGUGGGAGCGUUUUACUGGUUGACCGAUCCGCGUACUUCAAUCGUGCCGCUAAUAGAAUCGCUUCUGAACCAUUCGGUCUUUACCAUCUCCACCGUCAUCCUUUUGCUCCUGUUUGUGUUUGGUAUUCACAAACUGGUCAUUGCUCCGCAGAUCAUCACCUUGCGAACACGGAACGUGCUGGCCGAGUUCAAUAUGUCCUGUGAUGAAACGGGAAAGCUGAUAGUGCGUCCCCGUCCGACGAAUAACUCACGCUACAUGGACUUGAGCUAAGCCAACCGGUCCAUCACGCAGCUUGCCGUCUUUUCGUAAAUUGUAAAUAAUACUAAAGUGUACUAAUUUUCCAACUUCCGUGAGCCACCAUGUAUUUAACCAAACAUUUUAUUAUGUUGUCGGUUCCCGCUGCAUUUGUUGCGAUUUUUUUAUUUUGUCUUGUGUUGUGACAUCAAGCGAUUGUAA
Messenger RNA from Anopheles bellator, 813 nucleotides. It is a transcript of the gene Cnep1r2, whose product is annotated as nuclear envelope phosphatase-regulatory subunit 1 homolog. The coding region runs from base 211 to 627 and encodes 138 amino acids. The record is from RefSeq and is a predicted model, not a curated record. The transcript is spliced from 4 exons. NCBI's taxonomy places the organism in Eukaryota, Metazoa, Arthropoda, Insecta, Diptera, Culicidae. Gene Ontology annotation, cellular component: cytoplasm; Nem1-Spo7 phosphatase complex.